Pangasianodon hypophthalmus (striped catfish) is the source of this 1188-nucleotide messenger RNA. It is a transcript of the gene dnajc17, whose product is annotated as DnaJ (Hsp40) homolog, subfamily C, member 17. Gene Ontology annotation, cellular component: spliceosomal complex. The transcript has 11 exons. Gene Ontology annotation, molecular function: RNA binding. The record is from RefSeq and is a predicted model, not a curated record. Gene Ontology annotation, biological process: spliceosomal complex disassembly. Lineage: Eukaryota; Metazoa; Chordata; Actinopteri; Siluriformes; Pangasiidae. The coding region runs from base 108 to 1070 and encodes 320 amino acids.
ACUUUUAUUUUGUAUGUUCGUAAACCGGAAGCGUUUAUACUGUGCUACAUUUUCAAAAUAGGCACACAUUUAUUAACGUUUCAUUUGCGCUAGUGUUUAAAAAAAAUAUGGCUUCUACGAAAGAAAUAUUACAGAUGGACCUGUACGGUUUACUAGGAAUUGAAGGAACAGCGACAGCCAAAGAGAUCAAGAAAGCAUACAGACAGAAAGCUUUAUCCUGUCAUCCAGACAAGAACCCAGAUAAUCCUAAGGCUGCUGAGCUCUUCCACCAGCUCUCCCAGGCCCUCGAGGUGCUGACUGAUGCAGCGGCAAGGGCUGCCUAUGAUAAGGUCCGUGCUGCCAAGAAACAAGCUGAGGAGCGAAACAGGAAACUAGAUGACAAGAGGAAAAAGAUUAAAUUAGACUUAGAGGCUCGUGAACGGCAAGCAGAGGCAGAAGCGCAGAAAACAGAGGAAUUCAAAAUCACCCGAACAUUAGAAGAAGAAAUUGCCCGCUUGAGAGAAGAGGGCUCCAGACAGCUGCAAGAAGAGCAGAGACUGAUUCGAGAGCAGAUACAGAAAGAGAGGGAGUGGAGGCUCAAUGCUCAGUCCACACAUGCAGAUUUUUCAUCAGUGCCGCAAGUCAACAGAACGGUCACCCCUAAAUUAAAGCUAAAGUGGAAGUGUAAAAAAGAUGAUGACACCAAUGGUGGAUAUUCCCAGGAAGUUCUUCAAGGCCUCCUUCAGAAGUAUGGUGAAAUCUUGAACGUUAUAGUAUCCAGUAAGAAGAAAGGCAGUGCUGUGGUAGAGUUUGCGACUAUAAGAGCAGCGGAACUGGCAUGCAAAAAUGAGAGUGGUUUGACAGGAACCCCUUUAAAAAUUGCAUGGCUGGAGGGACAGCCUGAGACCACUGCUCCAACGGCACUCAAUAACUCUGCAGCUGGAACAUAUACUCCUUCACAGACCUCUCUGAGCAGUGAACGGGAUUACGAGAGCCUGGUGUUAAUGCGCAUGAGGCAGGCGGCGGAGCGACAGAAGCUCAUCGAGCAAAUGCAGCGAGAAGAUGAGGAGGAAGAAGCAGCAAAGACCUGAGGGCACUCACUCAGCAGCUUUACUUUAACAUAUAAUAAACCUUCGUUACCAUUUUGUGCUUGUUUUUCCCUCGCAAUUUGAAUCCUCACAAAUCAAUAAAGUAUUUUCUUUUGGUAAA